AUGGAAGACCCUGUCAAAGCAGAAAGGUUCCAAGAGUAUUUGGAGAUCCGGGAACCAUCCCCCAAGCGUCAGAGGACACAGCCGUCCAACGAAGCACAAGUACCCGUCAUUGAUCUCUCCAACGAUCCACUCAUUGUUGGAGACGCACAAACUCCAAAACAACGGGAAUUCUACAAGCUCAAGAGAGCUCGGGCUUCGACGCCAUCACAAGGUCCACCAGAAAUGUCGGCACCACUGUCGAAGCCAUUACAGACCCCAUUACCACAAUCUGACCAACCACCCGAGGGAUUGUCUGUUGCUAAACAACGGGAGUUUUACAAGCUCAGAUCCGCAUGGCAAUGUGUUCAUGAGAGCCCCUCCAGGCCAUCGGAAGCUAGGAAAGGACGCAAGGAUCCUUCUCCUCAAGAAAGCACUGUAUGCGCUGAAUCCGAGCGUAUCCCUCCAUGUCUGGGUUGUGCCCGCUCCGCCCUCGCGGGCAAGAGCGACGGCCGAUGUUACGACUCGGAGACCGCCGGUGCACGUUACGAGCGCUGCACCGCGGGCGGCCGCUGCGAUCCCAUGUACGAGUCUCGCUUUCCCAAAACGAGCUUCGUUUUGCUAAUUCGAGCUGCUAGCCCACGGGACGCCCUUCCGGUUGUGCUUUUCUUCCUGGAUUACAUAGAGAGCUCAGGCUUCGACGCCAUCACAAACUCCAGUGCCAGAAAUGUCGACACCACUAUCGAAGCCAUUACAGACCCCAUUACCACCACCCCAAAUUCAACAGCGAGUUGA
This is a messenger RNA of Thyridium curvatum, 771 nucleotides long. RefSeq lists its product as uncharacterized. The record is from RefSeq and is a predicted model, not a curated record. NCBI's taxonomy places the organism in Eukaryota, Fungi, Ascomycota, Sordariomycetes, Thyridiales, Thyridiaceae. The transcript is spliced from 2 exons. Bases 1 to 771 code for a protein of 256 amino acids.